CUCUCUCCCGGUUGCUUGUUUCUCUCGCGAGAUUAGGCAGCACUGUUUUCAUCUCCAGACGUCUUUAAAUGUUGGUACAAAAUGAACCGGCCCAAUAUUGUUCCGUUCAGCAGUCCAGGGAUAGCUAACCUAGUGUACCAACAAAAGCAAACUGGAAGAGCACCCCAAGAGUACAGAGAGGGCAUGGUGUACACGCCAAUGAGGGCAGCGAUAAUCAGCAGUCAGUCAUCUAGCACGGGCAACAAAGCACCUAUCAAACAACCAGCCAGCCACGAAACUGCAGCGCAGCCUGCCACUAGUAAAUGGAAGUCUACAUUCAAACCAGCAGGAGAACCUAGUCCUGAAGAAAAAAGAGCCAACUCUCAAGACAAAAGUGCCAGCAGUUCAGAGAAGAGCGAGCUCUAUGACCCCUAUGAUCCUGUGUCAUCCGAGUCUGAGCCCGAGAUGCCACCGAGCCAAGAGGACAAACACUCCCGAUCUGAGCAGGGUAACGACCGGGGACAUCGUGGAUAUAAACGCUCGUCUCCAAGCAGAGGUUGUCGUGACAACCAUUGGGAUUUGUCCUACUCUGAGCCAGGGAACAGACUCUGUGAUGGGAGAGAUUUUAGCCCUGAAAGCAGAGCCAACGACUGCCGAAGUCUUAGUCCAAAUAACAGACUGCCUGAACGAAGGUCGUAUAGCCCUAAGACAGAGGCACUUGAUCGACCGGGUUAUGGCUCAGUUAACAGGCCUCUUGACCACAGAGGAUUCAGCCCUGACAGACUCAGCCUUGGCUCCACCCGGCUGAUGCCUGCGUCAGGAAGGUCCACACUUUUCCCUGCAUCGUAUGGUGGACAGAGGACCAGUGGGGAAGACAGGAUGACAGUGCCUGAGUACAGGGGAGAGAGGGCCACAACUGUUAGAUUGUCUCCACCAAGGGUACAAGUCGACUAUCAGCACCUGUUGGGAUAUGCUGGGAAAGGAGUGAACCAAAUCUCACCUUCCACAGAAGUGACAAGGAACAAAAGCACAAGCCUGAUGAGGGAAAUUGAAAAGAGCCCAUUCACUUGCGAUCUGUGUGAUGUUGAGGUGGCUAAGAUGCAAGAGCUGGAGGAUCACCUGGAGAGCAAGAGCCACUGGGACAUCUUGGAGCACGUCCAGCAGCAGAAUAACUGUGAUGACCUGACUAUAGCCUUCCUACAGGAAGUCAUGCUGUUCAAAGUUCGACAGUGUAGUCAGGCCAUAGAGGAAAGUGCAAUUGAAGCGCUUCGGGAAAACGAUCACAUGACGAAGGUGGAAAUGUUCCACUGUGCAGCUUGCAAAGUCUAUGUCUCCACAUCAGUGUCCUCGGUGCAGAAACACCUCAGCUCUCAGGAACAUCUCUGCAACAAAAAGGAGUUUGAACUGUGGCAGAGACGGGCGAGCCUUGCCAAGGCAGAAACUAUGAUGAAGGAGCUGAAGCCUCAGUUUGAACAUUUUCUUGAGGGUCGCGACCCAUUCGAAUGACUGAAGUCAUCCUGAGUAUUGUUAACACCGAGAUACUGCACACUACAGAUCAAGAACAGUGGACUGCAAACGACCGCACAGGAAAGGAAUAACAGCUCUGACAGUGACUCAGUCAUGUGUACUGAUAGUUUAAGAGACGAGUUUGGGUUAGAAGAGGAUGCGGUUACUGUGCCAUUCAGGGCUUCACAAUAAAUUUGUUCAUCUUGAGUA
Molecule: messenger RNA, 1695 nt
Organism: Myripristis murdjan (pinecone soldierfish)
Lineage: Eukaryota; Metazoa; Chordata; Actinopteri; Holocentriformes; Holocentridae
Product: DBIRD complex subunit ZNF326
Exons: 11
Coding region: 82-1485 (467 amino acids)
Biological process (GO): regulation of DNA-templated transcription elongation
Cellular component (GO): DBIRD complex; nucleus
Molecular function (GO): DNA binding; zinc ion binding
Source: RefSeq, a predicted model, not a curated record